CAUAACAUGUACAAAUAUAUGUGAGUUUGCGUGAAAAUGGCGAACAGGCAGGAAGAAAACGAGCCCUUAUUGAACAAUCAAUGUCUAGAAGAAUAUCACGAUGAAGAAGAACUCAUACCAACCGCCAUUCCUGUAGCAAAUUUCCAAGAUGCAGAUCUCGGUCCGCCCUUGGAGCCUCCCCCCUUCGAUGCGACACCCCCUCCACCUGUCAUGCCCGGGGAGGAGCCCCCACCAUACACCCCUGGACCCCCAGGAGCUAUGCCCAUGAUCAACUGUAGAGUAUGUCAAGCUAUGAUCAGCUUGGAAGGGAAGAUGCAUCAACAUGUCGUCAAGUGUAGUGUAUGUCAUGAAGCAACGCCUAUAAAGGAAGCACCACAAGGAAAGAAGUAUGUGAGGUGCCCGUGUAAUUGCCUUCUCAUCUGUAAGGCAUCAUCAAAGCGUAUUGCAUGCCCGAGGUCUAAUUGCAAACGCAUCAUCAACCUCCAGUCUGCGAUGUUCCCUGCUAAUGCUAGUGCUCCAUCAACUCUCACUACCAUCUCUGGCUACAGGGUCGUGUGUGCACACUGCAACCAGUGGUUCAGGUUUCCUCAUCACUACGCCUUGGCCAGAUGUCCUUACUGCCGGAAAGUUUCUUCAGUUGGGCCAAGUUAUGCUAAGAAUCGGUGCAUAGUGUACGCUGUGUUGGGCAUCGUCUUUCUAGCAGCUGGCAUUGGAGUCACAAUUGCAACGAUGGAGUUGGCUAAGAAUCAAGGAGGCAUUUACUUUGUGUGGAUAAGUGCCUUUAUCGUGGCCAUCUUGAAUUUCAUGAGGUCUUGCUACUACGGCAGCAUGAAAGUGAGUAACAUAGAGAAUGAAGGAUAACUGGGCGAACACUGGCGGGGCUGACUGGACAUGGACAACCCCCCAGCUACCAGGAAAUCACGUCAAGCAUAUGAACCUGAAGGUUAUUCUCAUCAUGAUUUACCCUGCCAUUGGGUUCCUGGAACAAUUGAAAUUCCUAAUCUUGAGUUCCUGAACGGAUUGACAUUGUAAAGCAGAAUCUAGCUCUUAUAAAGUGAUCUCAUAGAAUUCUACUUGUAAUGUUUACAUGCUUUGAGUCAUUGGACUAUGUACCCAAGUGAACACAAGUAAUUUAUCAUCUGGGAGAUUCCAUGUUGGGAAAAAUAAAGGGAUGUUUUGACGACAUUUUCCACCCAACUGAUAAAUCCAAUCAUUGGUGAUAUAUUGUAUUUUGAUCAUGAUGGAUUGAUGUGAGAACAUAACAAUAGUUGAUGGUCAUUGAGAGAUUCUUCAUCCUAAGCAUAUGAGACACAGAAAUGUUCAAUGUGUGCCCAAUUCUCUUUUUAUUUCAAUCCCCCCACCCCCCAAAAAAGAAAAAAGUAGAGAUGACUCGCUAUAUUAAGUGACCAAUGAUUAAAGUAUCACUUUGUGCAUUGUAUCGUUUCCCCCAAAAACAAGUCUUCGUUAAUUAUAUGUGUGAUAAGUAUAGGCUUGAAACUACUUCAUAAUGUCCUUCUUUAAUAGAAAUCUAUUGAUUUGUACUGUUACUCACAAUCGAUCUGUAUAUAAAGGUCAACAAACUUUACAUGAUAUAUUAGAAAGUUUGGAUGACCUUUGUCUAGUUUAUAUAUCAUCCUUCCUGACCUAUGACCUUCAUAGCUCAUUAGGAAAAAUAAAUCAUCCUGUAUGUAUAGUUAAAACUAAUUUUUAUUGUAAUCAAGUACUUGUCCUAUCCUGCGACAUGUUAUUGUUGGACCUUUGGAGCACGUUCUAAAAGAUCAGACACUGAUGAAUAUUGGGACUGACUUGAAAACGUCUAAAAGACCAACAACACCAGUAGUAUAGCGAAUGAACAACACCCUGAGUCAAUCUAUGUUGUUGAUUAUAUGCUUGUUUGGGGUUGGUUUUUUCGAUGUAACAGGGCUAAGACAUGUUAUUUUGUAACAUGAAUUUUACCUGAAAAAAAUUGAUCAUUCCAUUCGAUAGUUUAGCAAUUUCCAAACAGCUUCUUAGUGAUUUGGUGUUAUUGACUUGCAUACCAAGUAAUGAGAGAAAAGAAAUUCAAACCUACACUGUAGUAAAAAAUCAAAAAAAUCUGAAAUUUGAUGUUGAGUGUGAUACAAGUCUCUUGUUACAUACCAUAUAUAAAAUCAUUGAGACAUCCCCUCAUUAUUAUCCAUUUAUAGUCUUUGAUAUCACUUAUUUAGCAUGGAAAGUUCAGAUUACUUAUAUAUCUGGUACUUAUUACUCCCCAAGAAUGUUCUAUGGGGAAAAAAUGAAAGCCUUUAGAAAAAUAUUCUUGAAAUCUUUUUUCUUAAUGACAGUCAAACCUGUCUUUAGUGGCCACCUCUCAUGUAAAGGCCACCUGUUUAUAGAGGCCAUGCAUUUUUGUCUCCCUCGAGAGAUAAAUGUGUGUUGUAGAACCUGUCUAGAAAGACCACCUGUUUACAGUGGCCACUUCCUGUCUUUCCCUUUGGUGGCCUCAAUAGACAGGUUUGACUGUCGUUAUUUUUUAAGAUGAUCUAUUUCUACAAAUAGAAGACAGCGUCAUCGUUUUCACCAUUUCCUUCUGUAUUAAUCUUGUUUGCAAAGAGAUAAGGGUCACAUGAUGCAGACAGGAUGUAGUUAUUCUAUCAUUGUAAUCUUCUCACAGUCGACUGCUUAUCCUUUUUAAUAGAAGUUUUAUAUAGUGUAGUCAGGCUUGAAAUGAGACAAUUUCUUGAUAAUAUUUUCUUAAUAAAAUUUGAAAUAAUUUGACUGUUUUUUUUAUGGAGCAAAGUUCAAAUAAAAGAAUUUGUGUACAUAUGAUAUCCUAAGCUACAGGUUCAAUCUAUCCAAGUGAAUGAUUUUAUAUUUACCUUGGAUGCUCAGUUACCAACUGAAUUGUUUAUACCCCUUGUAAAUGUUAUGUUUUUGUGUUUUCGUAACUCGAGAAUGAAAGGUGGACUGGUUGAAUGAGGGCCUUUGUUGAAUACUUAUGUUCAGUAAGCUUUAAUUUGUCACAUUUUCAAGAAACCUAUUUCAGGGAAAAAUCAAUUUUUUACAUACUUUGUAAGGGCAUAUAAAUUACAAAACAUGGUAAGGGUAUGAAUAAUUUAGUUGUUAACUGUAUGUAGAUUUAGAAAAAUACCUGAUAAUGUUUGAUACAUCUUCUAUAAGCGUAUGAUUCUGUGUUUUUACAGUGAGUGGAUUGUCUGUUUUGAUAGGCCAUUCACAUCAUAAUGGACUUAUACCAUAGUUUGAGCCGAAUCGAUUGUGCAAGAAGCUUGGACACAUACAUAAAAGUACGUCCCAACCCAUGCCCAAAAUGGGACCAAGGCUGCUUGAAAAAUGAAAAUAUGCUCAUGAUUGGAUCUGGAGAAAUUUUGGUGUCUAAUUUCUCAACUAUUGGGCCAAAGAAUAACCUCAUUUGAGCAAUGAAACUAAAACAUGGCAUGAUGUCUACAUUAUGUUAGAACCAUUUGUUGCCACACUUGAAAUGCAAUUUCAAAUGAUUUAUAUCAUUUAUUUACAUGGAAAGUCAGAAAAUGGCAUCAAUUACCCUGUUGAAAUGGCCACUCCACCCACUUUGAAGCCAGUUUUUCAAAUUGCUACUCUAUUUUUCUUAUUAUGCAAAUCAGUAGAAUCUUUGAUUGUAAUGUGAGAGUUCAUGUAGUGCUUAUUAUAAAGCACUGACUUUUGUUUACUUACUAAAUGCCGCAGCAUAUUCUGAUGGUUAUAUGCGUCUUUUUCUAUCUGUAUAUAUGUAAUGAAAAAAAAAAAGUUUUGUAAAUACUGACAGAGCUCUAUAUUAUGUUAAUUAAAUGCAUUUAAAGUGAUGUUUUAUUACUUCUUUCAUUGAUGUAACCUUACGUAAUGAUCCCUUAAAUUAUGUGCUCCUCUUAAUGUGUGUAGCAUUUUGAUAUUGGAGCUAUUAACAUGCCAGGCAUAUGUAUAUUCACUUAACUGGCAAAUUGAAUUUAAGUAAUAAAAAUAGUAACACAUGAAACAUAUUCAACUCCAUUUUCAUUUAUACAUCUUGGUAUAGAUACAUAAUUAUCUUCCUCUUUACCUUCUAUAUAGGUUUUUUUGUCACAAUAUUAAUUCUUAAUCAAAAUUGAGUGAUUCUUUUCUGUUCUCCAAGGGAAGUGAAACUUGCAGAUAUAAUAUACUCAUUCCUUGUUUAACCGUAUAAUUUAUCAUGUAUUUUUGUUGGCUUUCACUUUAGAAUUGUAUUUCUUCGGGGAAUUAUUCAAGACACGUGUAGACUGCUUACCCCCAGUAUGUUAUGAUUAUUCUAAUCAAUUAGAUUGAAAUUUGUAUUCUUCGAAACAUGGAAGAGGAACUCUUUGCAGCUUUAGUACACUCUUAAAGCCCUGGUUAGAUCAAAACAUUCAAUGUCUGCAUGAAACUUCUCUAAUGGAGUUUUAUCUGAUGUUAUGAAAUAUUUUUUCCUUUCAAGGGGAAGUCCCCCCUGAUAUUAAGUUGAUUUUAAUAGAAGCAGAAUUUGAGAGGAACAGGUCAGUGAAAUAGGUAUAUCUUGAUGCAUGUAAACGUGCCUAAUAUCUCUCUCAUUACAAAUUUUUGCAUUUGUUACUUUUUUAUUUCUUGGAUGUUUUGACAAACUGUCCGUUCUUCAAUGUGAUACCAGUGUAAAAUCCAAUUACUGAUAUACUCUUCUUAUGUUAUUUAAAAGUGGUUCAUAAUCUUCACAAUUAGAAAUAUAAUAGUAUACGCACCCAGUUUUAUAUUCGCACUAACAUUUGUCAAUACAGGAAAAAUUAUGAACAUUUGCAUUAUUUUAUGCUGCAUUUGAUUACCAUACAGACUAAUUAUGUCAAAUCAACAUUUGAAAAAGUAUAUUUCAGGUGUAAUAUAUGAUCUGAUGAGCAGAGAUAGUAGACUCAAUAAUAGUGGUAGAUAGUGUUUUCGCGUGACUUAUAUAGUCUUAUUUUUAUAGAGGAAGACAUUUUGGAUGUUGAGCUAUAUACAUGUAUUCUACAGUGCUGCACUGUGUAAGCAUACAUUCCAUACAAUAUUUGUAUCCACACUCAUAUGAUAUGUGCAUGCAGUUGAGUAUCAAGGGCUGUAUUCAAUUCAGUAUGCAGAUAAAGUUGGUAUUUUACUAAGGAUUUUACUUGGCUAUUAAAAGUUAUAUGUUUUAACUUGUAUUCAGGUCAUAUCUGAGCAUAUCUAGUCAACUUUAAGGCAGAACACUUACUGAUAAACUUUGUGAUCAAUGGUGAAUCCAAAAUUAUGCGCAAGUAACGGGGCCCAUUAAAUGCGCUCUAUUACAAUUGUGCCAAUCAAGGCCUCCAAAAUUAUUGGCUUUAGUCUGCUCAGGAGCUGUCUUAAACUUGGGGUACAAUACUUGGCCAAAAGCUUCAACUGAAUACCAAAAAUGGCUAAGUAUUCUAUCUAAGCUGAAAACUUAGUAAAAUACUCCAAUACUGACAUAUAAGUAUUGAAUUGAAUACUGUCCUAGAUUGAUAAUUCAAAUCAAAGUCUUGGUGAAGACGGUUAGGCUAACUCUUCAGAAUACAUGCACCAUGAAAGGAUUGUAGUAUAAGCGUCUUUUUUUCAAGUCAAGUUGAAGUGCAUUCAUUACCCUCACUUAUAUUACCAGUAUUUAGUGCCAUAGGAAUAACACUAACCACAGUAUGAUGAUUUCCUCUUUAGUCGCAGGCAAUCGUAAUGGUUUUACUUUUAGGGCCAUUUAAAAUCGCUCUUGCUUGAUUCGUGUUUGUGUAUAAAGGCUUUGAGGUUAAAUAAUUUUCAUUAAAAAAUUAAUAAGUAAAGAUCAGUGCUUGAAUCAUGGCUAUGUGUUUAUGUCCUAGGAAAGUGCAUUUUAUUUACAGUUGCCUCUCUCAACACAGGUAGACUACAAUGAUACCUGGUAGGAUUUCUUUCUAGUAUUGUUAUCCUCGCUGAUAACUGCUUCCAUUCCUAAAGUUGGUGAUAGUUGGCAGUAUUGGAUAUAAGGUUAAGUACUUUUUGUCAAAUUUUAAAUUUGCUCAUUGAAGCAGCCGGUGCUGAAAGGUGCAGAAAUAAUAUAUUACAUUGGAAGUGUUUCUAAAGUAAGAUUGUACAUGUCCAGUAGUAUUACAUCCUGUUUUAUUAUGAGGAAGUUAUUUCAAUCUUAUAAUUCAUACACUUUGUGGAAGCAUGAGUCGAUUUCAUAUCCAAUUAUUCAGAUUAAUUGCAGCUAUUCAUAACAGUCAUAUUCAGAAUAGAUCAUUACAUGUAUGUUUAUUUUCUGGUGUGCAUGCGAUUGUAAUUUCCAUUGUCAAAAUUUUGACUAUGAUUAGAACUUAAUGGAUCUCAUCAAUGAUUGUGGCAAAUUUGAAGGAAAGAUACAUGAUGUGGGUAGUGUAUUGAUAUUGUUCGUUGAGAACCAGAAAGAUGUUUCUAAUGUUUCGAGUGUUGAUAGCACCUUUGUGGUUUAAAAACACUUUGUUUAGUCCCCUUCUUGCUCAAAAAGAAAUAUUUGCAAGGAACACAUUAAUUAAAUUGUAAAACCAAAAACAUUUCUUUGAAAGAAAGACAAAAAUGGCAAUUAAUCCCAAGUUACAAGAGCUUUUUGCCUCGUAAAAGGUCACAGUAUAAAGUUUUUUGUUUAUAAAAACGGUUUCAUGUCAAAAAAAGUUUCUGCAUUUGCAGUAAUCUGCUCUUGGUUUGACGAUACACGUGUUACACAGCGCUCAACACUACAGGUGCCCGGGACACAUGAGCGCCCAAAAUCUAAGUUCAGAACCCCCCCCCCCCCCCCCCAUUUUAAAGUUUUUCUAUAGGGCUCAUACAUACAGACAGUAAAAAGUCAAUCCAGACCCCCUUCUAAAUGUUACUGUGGAGCCCUGUGUUACAUGGAUGGAUUAUAUCUCAAAUUUAAAGGAAUAUUGAAAGGUAACUAUCAAAAGAGUAGAACAAUAAGUCAAUAUCUCCAUACCUCUACCCUCAAAUUUCUUUCUGGUUAUCACCAGUGAGACAAAUGGCAGAUGGCAGGUUCCAAGAUUUUUACCAACUUGUUUUCAAUUACAAGAUCCAGCACGCCAUCUUUAUUUACUGGUUGCAAGCCAACAAUUUCUUUACACAAAUUGAAAUUACUCCAAGGAAGCAUCACAUUUACAGGUGUUUUUAUUUAUUUCACCAGUCCUUCCUUCUCUUUCACCAUCCUGUAUCAUUUCUGUUGAAUAUGUCUGUUUUAUCCUAUCUUUGUUUGUUGUAUCUUUCUCAUGCGUAUUGUUGUACAGUCAUUGAAAUGAAUGAUAAGGAAUGGCAUAUGAAUGUAAUGAUUUUAGUCAUUUCGAUGGUUUUUCUUUUGACAUUUUUAUAUUGCAAGGAAGACUUCUUGUAAUAGGAGUCUUUAAUAAUGUAGUGGUACUAAAUGCAUUAAUACAAUUAAAAAUCUUACAAUCAA
Molecule: messenger RNA, 7396 nt
Organism: Strongylocentrotus purpuratus (purple sea urchin)
Lineage: Eukaryota; Metazoa; Echinodermata; Echinoidea; Camarodonta; Strongylocentrotidae
Product: type 2 phosphatidylinositol 4,5-bisphosphate 4-phosphatase
Exons: 8
Coding region: 37-861 (274 amino acids)
Biological process (GO): phosphatidylinositol dephosphorylation
Cellular component (GO): phagocytic vesicle membrane; plasma membrane; late endosome membrane
Molecular function (GO): phosphatidylinositol-4,5-bisphosphate 4-phosphatase activity
Source: RefSeq, a predicted model, not a curated record